AAAAUAAAACUAACAGAUCCUACUAUAGAAAAUUCAUCACCAUCUAAAAAUGAUCUCAAUAUUAAGACUCCUGAAACCAGUGAAACCUGUAUACCUUCUUCAUCUUUCACUUCAGUUAAUAUAAGAACUAAUGACAUAAUAUGUUUUGUUAACCGUGUGUUGUCUCAUAGUGAAAUUCAUACAGUUAUAAAUAAUAUAUGGACACCAGAUAUAGCAUUUAAUUUUCCCAUACAUAAAAACUUCGAUAAAAAUAAAAAAGGGCAAACGAGCAAAUUUCAAUUUAAUUGGUUAUUAAGAUGGCGAUGGUUAGCAUACUCUGAAAAAGAAGACGGUGCAUUUUGUAAACUUUGUGUUGCUUUUUCCAAAUCUGAAGGUGGAAUAAAUGGCCAGAAACUUGGUGCUUUGGUUAUAAAUAAAUUUGAUAAUUGGAAACACGCUAUAGAAACAUUUACUAAACAUGAUAAACUAAAUUAUCAUAUUAAAAGUCUUGCAAUACGAGGACAUAGAGAUUUUGGUAAAAUUAAUGUAGAUACAAUACAAACUUCAAAUGAAGGAAACUUUAGGGAACUAUUGCGGUAUAGAGCUCGUGGUGAUCUAAAGCUUAAAACAUUUCUUGAAGGUCCAGGUGAACGAAAUAAAUAUGUUAGUCCUACUAGCCAAAAUGCUAUUAUUGAUUGUUGCAACACGGUAAUACUUAAUAAAAUUGUAGCUAAAAUAAAUAAAGCAAAAUGUUUCACUGUCCUCGCUGAUGAAACUGCCGAUGUAUCUGGUAUAGAGCAAGUGUCUUUAUGUGCUAAAUAUGUUGAUGUAGAUGAAUUAGUUGUCAGAGAAGAU
This is a messenger RNA of Acyrthosiphon pisum (pea aphid), 834 nucleotides long. RefSeq lists its product as uncharacterized. The transcript is spliced from 2 exons. Lineage: Eukaryota; Metazoa; Arthropoda; Insecta; Hemiptera; Aphididae. The record is from RefSeq and is a predicted model, not a curated record. The annotation marks the transcript as partial.